Messenger RNA from Bombus pascuorum, 3454 nucleotides. RefSeq names its product SET and MYND domain-containing protein 4-like. The record is from RefSeq and is a predicted model, not a curated record. The transcript has 8 exons. Lineage: Eukaryota; Metazoa; Arthropoda; Insecta; Hymenoptera; Apidae. Bases 1 to 2223 code for a protein of 740 amino acids.
AUGCGGCGAAUUAACGCGAUCGACGAGGCGCGAGCGGACCCGUCUUACAGGGAUCUGUGCUCCCUGGAGACUCUCAGAUCCGGAAAGAAGGGAUUCUUCCGAGAUUUCAGCGAAAACGUGACGCGAAUCGCCGGAGAGCGGUGGAUCUGCCAGGUUUUCGGACGGCUGACCAGCGACGAGCAAAGGAUUCGAGCCAUCUUCACCGAUGCCAAGGUGAAGGACACGGUGUUGGAAACGUUAAACCGAACGGAGAUUCUGUACCGCGGGAAAGACGCCAACGUGUCGAGAGCGAGGAGGCUCGAGGGAUUCGAGGCGGCGGCCGCGGCCGAACGACGGAAAGCUCUGUUGCUCUUCGGUCAGGCCGUUCUUCGCGCUCCCCUUCCAGGAAAAUGUCGCACGGUCGAUCGAGGUCUCGGAUUACCGCUCGCGUUCCUAGCCAGAGCCGAAACGUUUCUUGCCUGCAACGAGCACGAGCUCGCUCUUCGUGAUUUGAGUUUCGUCGAGGAAAUGCACGCCGAUCUGCCCAACGAGUUACGGGCGACGUUUGCUCGGACGAAGGAGGCGUGCGAGACGUUCGUACGAGCGAACGGAAAGAAGCUGUUGCCUGCGAGAACACCGUCGCAAGGUAAAGGUGAGUCGCGAUUCGUGGCUGUUACCAACGGAGAACGUACGUUUGCUCCGUCGAUAGAAAGAAUAUCGCGAAAAGACGAUAGGUUCGCUUUCGAUUCGCUCGUAGCUUCGAUCCGAUUGACCAGCGACGAGAAUCCGCGGCUGCCGGGCGCCUCCAGCCUGCUCGACAUCGAGGAAACGGAGAACGCGGGCAAACGAGCGAUCGCCGCGAAACCGAUCGAACCGGGGGACAGGUUGGUCGUGGAGGCGCCGUUUGCGGCUACUCUGCUGCCGGAAUUCUUCGGUACGCAUUGUCAACAUUGUUUCUCGAGAUUCGUAGCACCGAUAGGAUGUCCGGACUGCAGCAGCGUCGCCUUCUGCGGCAGAGAGUGCAGAGACGUCGCGAUGGCCAGCUAUCAUAAGUACGAGUGCAAAGUUCUCGCGCUACUGAUAGGUUCGGGUAUGAGCGUUUUGAGCAUGCUCGCUCUGCGAAUGAUCACUCAGAGCGGACUGGCCGGCUGCGUCGAGAUUUGCCGCGCGUUAAGUUGCAACGAGAAGGAACAGGACGCACGACCGUCCACGCAAGCACAGGCGAAACUCAGCAAGUCGGCGAAACGUCGUUCGCGAAGGAAGAAAUUGCGUGAUUCGAGGCGCGAGCAACCCGCGGAGCAAGUCUCCGGUGGAACGGAGCGAGAGAAACUCGUGGAAGGAGACGCGGUCGAUCUGCGGGUGUACGAUCUCGUUACGCACGAGAAACACCGAACGGCUAAGGAUUUUUUCGAGAGAUCGCUGAUGGCAGCGUUUCUUCUCAAGUGUUUGCAGAGAGCCGGCUUCUUCGAGACAGCGACGAGGGACGGAGAGACGCCCAACGAUCGAGAGAUCGCGGUGGCCGGCCUGCUACUGAGACAUCUUCAGCUGCUGCAGUUCAACGCUCACGAGGUGUUUGAGACACGACUCGGAAAUGAACAUCGGUUCCGCGGUAGCAGGCCUCUUUACAUCGGGGUGGCCAUCUAUCCGACCGUUGCACGCUUCAAUCACGACUGUUAUCCCGCGGUAACCAGAUACUUUGUCGGUCGAUCUAUCGUGAUACGGGCGAUUCGCAGUCUCCGAGUCGGAGACGUGGUGGCUGAAAACUACGGGCCGAUUUUCACCAAACGAAGCCUGGAGGAUCGACGGAGAACUCUGGCCGCGAGAUACUGGUUUCGUUGCGAGUGUACCGCUUGCCGCGAAGAUUGGCCACGCUUCGAGACUUUGACCAACGACAUGGUCAGACUGAGGUGUCCGACCGAGGGAUGCUCCGAGCUACACCCGCGUCCCCGAGAUCCCAACAGAUCCAUCGAAUGUUCGUGCUGUGGACGAAGAAUCAACCUGCGAGAACCGCUGGACCGGGUGCGCGAGUGCGAGCACCUGUACGCCGAGGGAUUCGCCGCGAUGGAAGAGGAACAACCCGAGAGAGCGUCGAAGGCGUUCUUCGAGGCAGCGAGCAAAUUUCACAGAGUGGCUGUACCGCCUCACAAGGAUACUCACCUGGCUGAAAUCGCAGCUAGUGCCUGUAUGGCGGACGAAGGCAACGUCUAUCGGCCCGAUUCCUUGCCGAUUGCUUUCCGUGAAUGAAUCACCGGAGCCAACCGAUUCCUAAACCAACAGGAAAUCCAACGACCGUCGUACACUCGUUCCAGGCAGCUUUCUCUCGUCUCGGAGGUCGUUCGAAUAAAACUGUCAAAACGUUGAGGAGCGCAGCUUCUUUUGCUGAAAUCGGGCGCGAAAGGAUCGGGGAAAAGGGAGAAGAAAAUGAGAUCGAUGCAAACGUAAGAAACUUCACCUUCGGUUCGUGAGUUUUGCGAUUUUUUUGGCAUUUAUUUUUUAUAAUGCACAUGUUUCGUGAAAAAAUUAAAUUCCGUAUAUGAAAGUAGCUUUUCAAAGUUUCGCAUUUCGGUACAAAAUUCACUGGGGGUUCGAGGAAAUGAGAAUAUGAAAGAUGCGGAUCGGAAACCGGACAAGGAAAGGGUAAGGAUAAGGGUAAGGAUAAGGACAAGGGUAAAGGUGAAAGCGAAGACAGGGAUAAUGGGGAAGGUAAAGAUGAAGGUAAGGGGCAAGGACGAGGAGAGCAGGAUGGAUCGCCGGGGUGGUUUCGAUCGAGCGGCGACACGUGGGACGCGCGCGGCAAACGCGGCGCAUCCGUGUCGCGUCCGGCAACAAUUACGUCUCCUCCUUUACGUGUAAUUAGAUGACUACCCUUUCUUCUUCGAGACACAUUCGAGGCAGCGUUCUCUCGAUUCUCCCAUUUCUUUCGCUCCUUUCUUUUUUCAUCAUCCGUUCCGUCCCGCGCGAUCCGGGACGACUCCCUCAUCAUCGAGAUCGCUCCUCGCGAAAAGCUGAAUUAAAACUAAUUGACUGUCGCAGCGAGUGGUACGCGAAUCGUGACGCGCCAUCUUCUCGUUCUCGUUCCUCGUCGAGAAACGAGCGCCAUUUCAAAGACACGCGCCGCGCUAGAGGGAACGAUACGAGAGUAUCGAGAACGCCGAGUACGAUUCCUACUCGACGCAUUUCCACAGGCCUUCGAAACGCGAACGAGCCGACGUUACAAUUCGUUCGAGGGAUCACCGUUCGCGACCGUGCGCGUUCCGUGCUCGCCGUUCACUUCAAACGCGGUUCAUGUUCGACGUUGCGGUUGCCUGCUAGCAUACUGGUCCGCGCACGACUCCUCUUUUUUCUUUUUUUUUUUUUCCUCUUUGCUUCUAUUUCUUUUUUAAUUCCGAUAUUCACUUCCAACACAUGCAUCGUUCUUUUUUCCGCAUACAAUUACAACGUUCUGCGUCUAGGAGUCGUUUACCUUACUUUCUUU